CCCCGCGCUGCCGCCGCGGCCGCCGCGGCCGCCGCCGCGCCGCGGCUUGAGGGCGGGAGGCUGGGGGAGGGUAGCGGAGCCGGCACCGCCGCCAUGUUGGGUCUGAAGCGGCUGCUGUAGGCGCCGACGGAGCGAGCAGGCGUGCGGAGCGGGCGACAGCGGCGUGGGAUCUGCCUCUCUGCGAGCGGCCCGGGGCGGCGGCGGCGGCGCCAUGAGCGGGGGCACCCCUUACAUCGGCAGCAAGAUCAGCCUCAUUUCCAAGGCGGAGAUCCGCUACGAGGGCAUCCUCUACACCAUCGACACCGAAAACUCCACCGUAGCCCUCGCCAAAGUUCGAUCCUUUGGUACAGAAGACAGACCAACAGAUCGUCCAAUACCACCUCGAGAUGAAGUCUUUGAAUACAUUAUAUUCCGUGGGAGUGACAUUAAAGACCUCACUGUUUGUGAGCCACCAAAACCACAAUGUUCUUUGCCUCAAGACCCAGCUAUCGUUCAGUCCUCACUAGGCUCAUCGACUUCUUCAUUCCAGUCCAUGGGUUCUUAUGGGCCUUUCGGCAGGAUGCCCACAUACAGUCAGUUCAGUCCAAGUUCCUUAGUUGGGCAGCAGUUUGGUGCUGUUGGUGUUGCUGGAAGCUCUUUGACAUCCUUUGGAACAGAAACAUCAAACAGUGGUACCUUACCCCAAAGUAGUGCGGUUGGUUCUGCCUUUACACAGGAUACAAGAUCCCUAAAAACACAGUUAUCUCAAGGUCGUUCAAGCCCUCAGUUAGACCCUUUGAGAAAAAGCCCAACCAUGGAACAAGCAGUGCAGACCGCCUCGGCCCACUUACCUGCUCCAGCACCUGUAGGGAGAAGGAGCCCUGUAUCAACCAGGCCUUUGCCAUCUACCAGCCAAAAAGCAAUAGAGAAUCAGGAGCACAGGAGAGCUGAAGUACACAAAGUUUCAAGGCCAGAAAAUGAACAACUCAGAAAUGAUAACAAGAGACAAGUAGCUCCAGGUGCUCCUUCAGCUCCAAGGAGAGGGCGUGGGGGUCAUCGGGGUGGCAGGGGAAGAUUUGGUAUUCGGCGAGAUGGGCCAAUGAAAUUUGAGAAAGACUUUGACUUUGAAAGUGCAAAUGCGCAAUUCAACAAGGAAGAGAUUGACAGAGAGUUUCAUAAUAAGCUUAAAUUAAAAGAAGAUAAACUUGAGAAACAGGAGAAGCCUGUAAAUGGUGAAGAUAAAGGAGACUCAGGAGUUGAUACUCAAAACAGUGAAGGAAAUGCUGAUGAAGAAGAUCCACUUGGACCUAAUUGCUAUUAUGACAAAACUAAAUCCUUUUUUGAUAAUAUUUCUUGUGAUGACAAUAGGGAACGGAGACCAACCUGGGCUGAAGAAAGAAGAUUAAAUGCUGAAACAUUUGGAAUCCCACUUCGUCCAAACCGUGGUCGUGGGGGAUACAGAGGCAGAGGAGGUCUUGGUUUCCGUGGUGGCAGAGGGCGUGGUGGUGGCAGAGGUGGUACCUUCACUGCCCCUCGAGGAUUUCGUGGUGGAUUCAGAGGAGGUGGUGGGGGUCGGGAGUUUGCAGAUUUUGAAUAUAGGAAAGACAACAAAGUUGCUGCAUAGUCUACAAACAAGUCUCUGAAAAUAGGUGAAUUUCUAGCUCUUCAUGGUCCUGAAAAUUGAUUUCAGUCUUUGCGAAGAAUGAAGAAGUGAAUUCGCUGUACAUUUGUCACCAGCACUGGGUUUUAGUUUUUUGUUUGUUUUUCCGCUUAAUUUCAAAGAUAAAAUGCAGUUACUUUUGGGGGUGGAAGGCUCAUCUUACAACAUGAGCAUUAAAUAUACUUGGAAUAGCCGAAGCUUAAGUAAUUUCUUAUGUAUAGUUAAACUAAAGCAGUACUUCAGUGGGACUUACAAGUAUUUUUUCAUCACUGAAAGGUUUUUUUAAUCACUAAAUUGUAUUUGGCAGUUGCAAGUUGCCUGCAGAUAGGGCCGUGAUACUGUGUUUUGAGCCACAGAAGGUUGUGUGUGUAUGUGCGCGUGUGUGUAUGUGUGCGUGUGUGUGUCUUUUUCCUCCUUUCUUUUGGGGAAUCCUGUAAUAUGAGGUAGCUUAUUUCGUCAGUUAAUUAGGGUGCUGGAUGGUAGAGAAUUUUGUCAGUCAACUAUGUACACACAGUAAAUACUGUUUCUUAGGCAAAGGUAACUUUUUUAUAUAGUUGUAAAAUUCCAUUAUAUUCCAUUGCCAAAGAAACAUUAAGAACUUUGUAUAGCUGUAUAAAAAGCAACUAAUUUUUUAAAGAAUAAACAUUUUAAAGUCAGCAAACAUACUGUGUCCUUGCAGAAGUUGAUGCGCUGAGCAGCAGCAUUAUGGGUGGGUCUUUUUUUCUUAGUUUUCCAGGCUUAACGUUUUUUGAUUUUGUUUUUUUAAUGUUUGAACAUAAAUGAAGAUUUGAUACGUUCUUUCAUUAUCUAAAAAAAAAUGAUAAAUUAUUCAUGCUCAUUGUAAGAACUUCAUUUUGUAGCAAAUGGCAUAUCACAGGAUCUGUCCAGAUAAUAUUUUCAGUAUACAAAUGUAAAUAAUCAUAAGAUGAGAAUGUACUUAGCUGUAUUUUCAAAUAAGUAAACCUCCCCCCUUUUUUAGGACUUUAAAACUAGGCAUCAAUGAACCUGUUUUUCCUAUAAUGCCUGGAAUUUAGUCAUGAUACCUUGACUCAUUCCAUCAUAUUUCAAGAGGAUUCAGAAUGUGAGGAAUUAUCUUGGCAGCCUGUAACACAUGGCACUACCGGUCCUUGGGCCUGUGACCCGCAGAUGACUCAGUAUAGAGUUCAUUGUUAAUUAUAAACUACUAGUGAAUCUUUUUGAUAUUUUAAGCACUCGUGGGAAAAAUCUGGCCACUUUUGUGUUUUGAUGAAGGCCAUGGAAUAAAAGGAUCCAAAGAUUUAAAUAUUUUUAUCUAUUUUGAUUUUUUUUGUUAACUUUCUCCUUAAAACAUUCAGUAGUGAUAAAGAUGUGGAAACUGCACUGUUGGAGAAUUGGAAUAUUUAAAGCUGGUUGAUAUUUUUUAUUUUAAUUUUAUAUCUUUUAUAUAGCUCUACAAGGCAAUGUUUUGUAAUUUGGUUUCAUUAUUAAGAUUCGGUACGGGGCAGCCAUAGUUUAGAUAGUAUCGUUUAGUGCUGUUUGCUUGCAUGUUAACAACAAAACCUUUUAGAGCACCCACAAAUCAUGACAUUGAACACAUUUCUGAGGCAUUCAGAGCAUCAAAGCAAGUGCUAUGACAACACCUGUGUAGACUGUUUGAGAUGUCCCCGGCGAAUUUCAAGAAAGAAAACUGUAAAUACUAGUUCCACUUGCUCUGAAAGUAUGAGUUCAUGCGUUUUCCCAGCCCUCUGAGUCACUGACUGGGGCAUUUUGUGCCCCAACAAUAACUGGCAGCAUGGCAUACCUGAGUACACUUUACAAUAUUAAAGCAAGGUUUUUAUUCUAAAACAGAAUAAAACUGUUCAAUAAAAA
Molecule: messenger RNA, 3487 nt
Organism: Sapajus apella (tufted capuchin)
Lineage: Eukaryota; Metazoa; Chordata; Mammalia; Primates; Cebidae
Gene: LSM14A
Product: LSM14A mRNA processing body assembly factor
Exons: 8
Coding region: 212-1603 (463 amino acids)
Biological process (GO): P-body assembly; cytoplasmic stress granule assembly
Cellular component (GO): P-body
Molecular function (GO): mRNA binding
Source: RefSeq, a predicted model, not a curated record